GCAGCACAGAGGCGGCUGGAUGUGGCAGGAGACGGGUCACUGAACUGCAGCGACUUCCCACAAGACACAACUCUCCAAUGUCACCCGACAGGAUGAUGAUCUUUGGACUUCUGCUCAACGUCUUCUCUCAUGGUAGUGUUCCUGUAUCAGCGUCCUUUGAUUGUCUGGUGGCAGAGCAAGGCUGCAUCCAGGAGCAUUCCUGCAUGGUGCUCUAUCGACUGCUGGAGUACUGUGCUGCUGAGGAGGCGGUGUCACCCCUGGGCCCAGAUGCCCGUCUGGAGUGCCUGGAGGCCCAGAGCUCUUUGCAGCAGUACCGCCCCCUUCAGGUUUGCAAAUGUCAGCGUGGCUCUCGCAGGGAGGAACACUGUCUCAGGGUCUACUGGACUGUGAGAUUUGCAGCGUACGAUGAGUAUGACGUCUCCCCAUAUGAAGAACUGGAGUUAAACCUGGUGAGAAACAUUGAGAUGUCACGCAUGGCCUCCAUCAUGGCAGCGUCCACUCCUUCUGUUGAUGGCCAAAACCAGUGUCUGAAAGCAGCCCAGGACUGUGGUUUGUUUGAGAAAUGUGGCUCCCUGCGGUCAGAAUAUGUCGUUGCCUGCACCAAGAGAGCCACCGUCUCUGAGAACAACUGUAACCGCCAGAAGUGUCACAAAGCCCUACGGCGUUUCUUAGAGCGUGUGCCAGAGGAAUAUAGCUUCGCUCUCCUCUUCUGUCCCUGCUCUGACACACUGUGUGGAGAACGCCGGAGGAAAACCAUCGUCCCGUCAUGUUCCUAUGAGGAGAAUGUAAAAGGGGAGGAAAGAGUGGGCAAGCCAAAUUGCCUCAGUCUGCAGAACUACUGCUCCAGAGAUGAGCUGUGUAGAUCACGGUUUGCUGAUUUCCAACACAACUGCCAGUCUACCCCUUUGUCUGCCUCUGGCUGUAUGCGAGAGAGCAGAGCCAUGUGCUUGAAGGCCUAUGCUGGUCUCAUAGGGACCAUCAUGACUCCCAACUAUGUGAGCAACAGCAGCACCGUAGUGUCCCAGUGGUGCACGUGUGACGGCAGCGGCAACGAAUGGCAGAGCUGCCAGCGCAUCCUGCACAUGUUCAGCAACAAUAUAUGUCUGCGCAAUGCUAUCAGCUCGAUGGGAAUCUCUGCGCCUCCCGCUGUGGAAAACACGCCUGUGCCAGCUUCUCAGACCCCCCCACGUAUUUACCAGGAAGGAGUCCAUGUCAGUGUUAACACUCUCCCAGAAUUCACCAGUAUGGAGGACAGUGAGGGAGAAGAGCGGGAGGAGGAGGAGGAGGAGGAAAGCGAGGAAUUCAAUGUCAUCCCGCCUUAUUCUGAGAAGGACUCUAAUAUUGAAUCGAGGGCCAGAGGGAGUCAGCGAGGGGCAUCUAGUCGAGCAGCACCUGUGUUACCGUUACUCUUUCUGCCCACACUUCUCCUGGACUGGAAGUGGUGGGGCUACUGAAGCCUCCAUCUUAUCCUUCGCUCAUAUUUUCAACUUCCAAAUCCAUCACAGCACUCAGAGUGAAUGGCAUUGGACAUUUGUGAGGAAGAAAUGGAAAUGCUCCUAAUUUAUGUCUCACUUUCUUUGUCCAUUCUCUGAAACAAAACCUUGACUAUGUUUAUUUUUUUUAAAUUGAGUUUCUCUUAUCACCGCCUCCACAGGUGUUAUGUACCAGUCAUACCUGCAGCAUCUGCUGUGUCCUUGCACGAGUACUCUUCUAUGAAAGGACGGGAACAAUGCUAGCAGAUAUAUGUGAGUGCAUGGGUCAAUUGGGAAGUGCUGUCUGGGCAAAAUACUCCAUCUAGAGCAUGCUUCACACUCAAAGUGCAUCCCUUUUUUAACAAGAAGCACAUCGCCCAAGGCCACAUCCACUAUAUGUGCUCCCAAAACCCAUAACCAGUCUACUCCUCUGCAAGCAAACCUGAGCAUGGCCUUUGAUUUCUAUUUCAUGACUCGUGUCCCAUCCAUUUCUAUGUUGCCCCUUCAGCUCUAUCCUUCCCUCCUUCUUACUGUGGUUGAGGAAGUUAAAUCCACUUUACAAAAAGCUAAUAAGAAACUACACUGCACUUAAAGUGCUUUGUAGAACAAAAGGAAAUGUUUAAAAUUGAUACAUUUGGAAGCUCAGCUUCCUCAGAAAUGUUGUCAAACGUGUACUGUGUUGUAUUUACAUUUCAAUACUAAACGUGUCACUAGUUUGUUCAGAAUCGGCCGUUUAUCAUGACGACGGAUCGUCUUAUGUGAUUUUUGUAUUUCCAUAGCAGCCGCCACAUUAAAACCACUUCAACCGUUCUCUAUGGGACGGCACAGAAUAGGUUUUUUCACUGCGGUGAGCGUGACAGUGAUUAGACAAAUGCGGCAAAAACAUCGCUUCCAGGGAAGCUCAGCUUCUCUGGGAGUCAAUGAAGCAGUGGGCGGGCGCAGACGCUGGGCUUCUGCAUAAUGAUUGGAGGAACCAGUUUUUGAUUGACAGCGUUGCAGAAACAUACAUGACUGAGCUGGUCAUUGUGUGUCAUUUGCUCGGCUCGGUUCAUUUGUACAUAUGCACUGUAAAUAAAAACAUUAUUGUAGCAUUUCAGUGUUACGUAAUUGUCGCGGUGGCCACACAGUUGGUGUAGUGCUUAGCACUCUUGCCUUUGCGGCAAGAAGAAUUCUAUGUUCCCUCCGUGUGUGCGCACGUGAUUUCUCCGGGUUCUCCAGUUUCCACAGUCCAAAGACAUGCAGAUUUUGGGAUUAGGUAAAUUGAACACUCUGACCAUAGGCUUGAGUGUGAGAUUUGAUGGUUGUUUGUCUCUGUGUCCCUGCGAUGGACUGGCAAACUGUCCAGGGUGUCCCCCGAUGUCAGCUGAGAUUGGCAACUGACUUUGUUAACACGUCACUUAGUAUUAUUGCUGCAGGGGUUGAGAAUUCAAACAUGGGUGAAAGCAAUGAGAUCAAUUUCUUCUGUAGAAAUUAUGAUUGGAGAAAAGCAACAUAAGCAAUUAUAGCACAAUUCAAAUAGCUCAGCAUGCAGGGAGAGUCUGGAGGAAGACUCGGGAAGAGAUUUGCUGCUGUCAUACCCUCUCACUUUUUUAUCCUUAAGAGAUGUGUUUUAGCGCUCCUUCCCCAUGAUGUGCUUCAGAUGUUGGAAGAGCGAGAUGUGGAGAUAGGGAUGGACACAGGAGGCUGUAAAGCCUGCUGGCUGCUCUGAUCAUUGAGCAGCACAUUGAGCCAUUAUCUCGGCCUGAAGUAUCUUUUGCUGAUGUUAAUGAUUUUUUUUUUCCCCCUCUCGUGGCUCAUUUUCUUGUGAAAUUGUGCAGCUGCAGGGAUGAAGGUGAAGGAAAAUUGUGUAAAGUUUUUCAAAGAUGGAUAAACUUUAUUAUAUUUAUGACAGGUUUGAAAGAUCUGGACCCUGCAAGGAACCGUUCUUCACCACAUUUACAGAAAAUCAUUUCAGUCUGCUGCACAGCUUCACACAAUCAUUCCAUUUCACACAAGAGCUGCAGGUUGAGUGGUAGUACAUUUAAAUCAUGAUUAGAUCUUUGAAUGUUACUUGAGUUGGCAGUAUAGCUCUACUACUUUUUUGCCCCCACUGGGCUUGUCUACAUGAUGAUGACAGACAGUUUAAAGGCUAGAAAAAGAAGAAGAAAAAAGUGUUAAGCAGCAUUUAGAUCUCAUGAUGCCUGGCACUGCAAACAGAAGGUGAUUAGUUAUGUGUCAAGUCAAACUGACUGACGGCGGCAGCAGCAGCAACACUGUGCUUGUGAAGUGACAAUGCAGCUGUUUGGAGUAUGACUGAAAACGCACUCGCGAAAAGUUGCAAAAGUGAAUUCUUUCACUUUCGUUCAGCAGUUUCACUGGGUAAAUUUUUUCUUGCACUGCUGCUCCACACACAAACGCACCCUCAGAGCCCGUUUUCAGGAAAAGGACGUAGCGCACAUAUAAUGUCACAGUGUUUGUGUUUAAAAACACAGACCAAAUCUCCACAUUU
Solea solea (common sole) is the source of this 3960-nucleotide messenger RNA. Its product is annotated as GDNF family receptor alpha-4-like. The coding region runs from base 78 to 1454 and encodes 458 amino acids. The transcript has 8 exons. The record is from RefSeq and is a predicted model, not a curated record. NCBI's taxonomy places the organism in Eukaryota, Metazoa, Chordata, Actinopteri, Pleuronectiformes, Soleidae. Gene Ontology annotation, cellular component: signaling receptor complex; external side of plasma membrane. Gene Ontology annotation, biological process: nervous system development. Gene Ontology annotation, molecular function: signaling receptor activity.